CUCAGUUUUGGUACAAAGGAGAAUCUCUGGACUAGGACCUACAGUCUGUUACGGGCUCUAUCUCUGGAUUCGCAGAUAUAACAAAAUUACUCACAAGAUGGCAUCCGCAAGCUCCCCAGCAAAGGCCCAGCGCCAAAAAGACAACGAGCAUAUUGCAGUGUACUUCGCUGUCGGUGUCCUCGCCCUCAUUGUACUACUCUCUAUAGUCCACUGGACCUCUUUCCUUCUUCAACGGCAGUCUUCGCGGAGAUCAAACACUAAAACGGACCCAUCACAACGUCUUCGUCGCCUCUUGCUCACCCCUAUCCCCAUUUUCAAAACCCUUCCCAAUGCCCUGCUCUUCCUGGCCUACCUCGCCAUCAAUAUAUCCCUCUGCUUCUCCCGCAUCCCUUGGCCGGACUCUUCAAAGCGCCUCAUCUGGUUUGCAAAACGCGCGGGCUGGGUGACAGCCAUAAAUAUGGCUCUCACAACACUCCUCAGCCUCCGCAACACGCCCCUUUCCCUGCUCACUGGCGCAAGCUACGAGCGCCUCCGGCCCUUGCACAACUUCGCCGGCUAUACGACCGCCGUCCUCCUGUGCAUGCACGCAGUCCCAUACAUCGUUUACUAUCACCUCCGCGACAGCCUCGCCGAGGACUUCGACGCCGAGCACGUGGCAAACAGAAUGGGCGCCGUUGCUGGCGUCGCCAUGCUGCUGACGGUGCUCGCCGCCACAACGCUGCGCAGACUGCACUACGAGCUGUUCUACAUCGCCCACGUCGUCCUCUUCCUCGUGAUCAUCGUGACUUAUGCUCUGCACCGACCCAAGAUCGCAACCCACAGCGUCUACAUCGCCAUCUUCGCAGCUGCUAUCUGGUUCCUUGAUAGGCUGAUCCGUGCCGUCACGCUCCUGAUUUCACUCCCCAACAACACCGCGACGAUCCACCCGCUACCAAACGACGCUGUGCGUGUGACGCUGGCGAAAACGCCCUCCUGGUCGUUCGCGUCGCUGGGAACCACGGCCACGGCCACCUCCGGUCAGCACGUAUACCUUUACGUGCCCGCCAUUCGCGCAUUCGAGACGCACCCAUUCACGCUCUCUAGCAAGACGCCCGCGAGCCUUGUGCUCAAGGCCCACGACGGGUUUACGCGCGCCCUUCACGAAUACGCCGUUGCGCAUCCAGGCGCUAUACUGCGCGCCGGCGUCGACGGUCCAUACGGCAAAUUGCCACAUUUCAGUGCCUACGACAAGGUUGUUCUGUUCGCUGGCGGGAGCGGUGCGACUUUCACAUUUGGUGUUAUCAGCGCGCUGGAACCUGCUGUAAGGGUGGAUUUCAUAUGGACAAUUCGCCAUAGCGACAACAUGACCUGGUUCUCUACGCAGCUCGCAGUGCUUCGCGCCAACCCGUCGAUCCGAGUGCAUGUGUAUGUCACCAGCCAAGUCGAAAGGACACGGAGCAGUAGCCCCGAAUUUGAGAAAUCGGCACAUGUAGACGUACCGACGCCGACGUCGGAUGUUGAGAAGAAUGUGGGUGGAGAUAUCGAGAAGAGUAUGCCGGAAUUAGGAGUGGAGAGUUCCGUCGGCGAAGAGGUGCGGUAUGGACGACCGGAUAUCGAUGCUUUGGUGAAGCGCGCUGUUGGUGAGAUGAGUGCUGGGCAAAGAGUAAUUGUGGCGUCGUGUGGGCCCCAGGGACUGAUGAGGGACGUCAAGGAGGCGACAAGGGGGGUGAUGAGAUCGGAGUCAGGGGUCAGCGUUCAGCUUUAUGAAGAGGCCUUUGAAUGGUGAGGCUGUAUGAUGUUUAUGAGGAGCUAGGAACGAAAUAGUGAUACAUGAUAGACUGUAGAUAGAACUUAUCUUGUGGGAAGGAGUAUUUCCU
Messenger RNA from Pseudovirgaria hyperparasitica, 1856 nucleotides. RefSeq lists its product as uncharacterized. Gene Ontology annotation, biological process: intracellular iron ion homeostasis; iron ion transport; copper ion import. Gene Ontology annotation, cellular component: plasma membrane. The coding region runs from base 98 to 1765 and encodes 555 amino acids. NCBI's taxonomy places the organism in Eukaryota, Fungi, Ascomycota, Dothideomycetes, Acrospermales, Acrospermaceae. The transcript is spliced from 2 exons. Gene Ontology annotation, molecular function: ferric-chelate reductase activity. The record is from RefSeq and is a predicted model, not a curated record.